Messenger RNA from Hevea brasiliensis (rubber tree), 881 nucleotides. RefSeq names its product protein disulfide-isomerase 5-1-like. NCBI's taxonomy places the organism in Eukaryota, Viridiplantae, Streptophyta, Magnoliopsida, Malpighiales, Euphorbiaceae. Gene Ontology annotation, cellular component: endoplasmic reticulum. The coding region runs from base 1 to 363 and encodes 120 amino acids. The transcript is spliced from 5 exons. Gene Ontology annotation, biological process: protein folding. The record is from RefSeq and is a predicted model, not a curated record. Gene Ontology annotation, molecular function: protein disulfide isomerase activity.
AUGGAAGACUGUAAGCUACACCCAAACUACCAGGUGAAGGAAAAGGAUACUGCAUGGUUUGUGAAAUUUUGUGUUCCUUGGUGUAAGCAUUGUAAGAAUUUGGGAUCAUUGUGGGAAGACCUAGGGAAAGCAAUGGAAGGGGAAGAUGAAAUAGAGAUUGGAGAAGUUGAUUGCAGUGCAAGCAAACCUGUAUGUACGAAAGUUGAUAUUCAUUCGUAUCCUACAUUUAAGCUCUUCUAUGAUGGAGAAGAAGUUGCUAAAUAUCAAGGGGCAAGGAAUGUUGAAUCGCUUAAAUCAUUCGUUCUGGAGGAAUCAGAAAAAGCAGCAGCAAAAGCACAGCUCGACAGUGAUCAAGAUUUGUGAUUGUUAGUAAGUUGAGGAACAUCUAGAUGGAAUCAGAAGUGUUGGUGAAAGUCUCAAUGGAAUCAACAUGGUUCCACUGACUAAACAUCCCAGCUGAGAUCACCUUGUGGAUUAUAUGCAGAUUUUAUUGAAGGUCGUUUUCUAAUCCACCCUGUGAUCAGAGUUCGUUUAAUCUGUUUGAGAAGAGCGCUAAUUUUUUGUUGAAGGGCAUUUGAUCUAUUACUGAAUUGUAUCAUCAUACUAUAUAGGGAAUUUAUACUGAAAGUUUGAUGGUACCUAGUUUCUAGAUUCAAUCAUGAGAGAAUUGAGGUUGCCUCCAUGUGGUUUCAGUCAUGAGUUACAAAAUUUUGAGCAUAGAAUAUAUUGAAGCUUAAUUAUCGCUUAUAGUAUAAAAGAACAUGAUAUUAAACGAUUGUGAUACGUAAGAGAAUUUUGUUUCUGUAGUCCUCUCAUGAAAAUUUUACUUCUGUUCUCAUACCUGAUGCCAAUAAGAAAUUCCAUAUUGAUUUUUUUUUUAA